AUUGGUAUUUAAUGUUGUACAAUGUCAACUGUGUGGUCUACCAUGGUCGACUAUGCGAAAUGAUUAAAGUUGACACGAAACUUAUUGGGAAUGGUGAGAAUAAUUAAUCAUUAAUUUAUUAAACAAAAUUUUAAUAAUUAUUCUUCAUAUUUGAAGUUCGUUUUUUUUCCUUCUUUAAUUAAUCGAUAAAUUUAUAAACUCUUUGUAAAAAUAUUUUUACAAAUAAGAAAAAAUUGUGAAAAAAUAAAAAAUUAAUCGGUAUGGAAAGAAAUGAACAAAAAUAUGAGAAUGAGACGACUGAACAACCAGUGGAUUAUAGUAAAAAGUAUAAUGAAAGGAAAGCAGUAAUUGAAAAUCAUUCAAUUGAGCACUGUUCUCGAACUGAUCGACCUUGUAAAAAAGAAUUUGGAGAACGUGAUUCCAAAGUAGAUUUAUUUGGAGAUUAUGCUGAAACUGAUCUUGAUCAGCCAACAGAUUAUAGUUUACGAUAUGCCGAGGAUGAUACUGACGAUGACGAAAAACAGAGUGCUGAAUACUUUCCAGGAAGUGUACAAGAAGAUACUGUAAAAACAUAUUGUACUGAAGGAACUCCAUAUGAAACACCUUUUAAUUUUUCAACUGCAACUUCUAUGUCUGAUUUGCGCCUUGAAGAUACAAAAGAAUCUGUUGAUUCACAGAAGAAGCUUAAUAAAAAAGUUCUUGAACUUAGUCUCAAAGAAGAUUCAAAUUAUGAACAUACAUUGACAAUCAAUUGUAGUGAAGAACAUUCACUUCUUGUUGAAAAGGAAUUAGAAGUUUCUAAGACCAUUUCUGAACCAUGUAAAUCUACUUGUCUUUCUUCUGAAAAAUUGCUUAAUUAUUACCAAACAGGAACAUCUAAUGGCUUAUCUCGUGCUAAUUCUCUAAGUUCACUUGGUAGUGCAAUAACACAAAGGAAUAAUGUUACUGGGAUUUCUAAAGUAUCUUCUACAGAUCCUUCUGACAAAGCUGAUAAUAUAUCAGAAAUUUCAGAAAGAGCAGAUCAUACUACAACUAGUACUAAUAUUAAUAUAUUACGUAUUCCUGAUGAAAGUGAUAGCUCUGUAGAAGGAAAAAAUAAUUCUAGAGUUGUAGAUAAAGAAGGAAAAAUGGUUACAUUCAGUAGACAAGAUUAUUAUGCAGAACAAACUCCUUUAAUGUUUUCUCGUUGUAGUUCUCUGGGUUCAUUAAGUGGAUUUGAACAACAUUCUAUACAUGAUGAUCGUAGUUCCAUUCAUAGUGAUUUCAGCCGAAGAACUAGUGGGAUUGUAUCUCCGAGUGAAUUACCAGAUUCACCUACACAAACUAUCCCUCCAAGUCCUCAUAAUCAUAAAAAUCAAUGUGCAGAUUUUAUAACCAAAAUACCAGAAGAAGCAGUAAGACCAUCGGUUCGACAUUUAUCAUUUUCAAAAUGUCACGCACCAAGAACCAGUGUUUUUGAGGAUGAUAUUGCCACAUUUAAAGAGGAAUCAACUCCUAUUGAAUUUUCUACAGCUACUAGUCUCAGUUCUUUAACUAUCGACGAUGAAAUGAAAAUAACGAAUAUUUCCAAACCUCAGAAUGAACUAAAAGAAUUAUUGAAUGAGUUAGAUAAAAAUAACAAAUUAGAUUCUUUGGAAGAAAAAAUUAGUAAUGGAGAAGUUGAAAAAGAUCAGGAGCAAGUGAGCGAUGGUGACGAGGAUGAUGAAGAUUUGUUGGCUGCAUGUAUUAGUAUGGGAAUACAAAAUAAUAGAUAUAGACAAUCAUUCAAAACGUCUACAAGUCAAAAAUCAUUACAAUCGGAAUCAUCGAACAUUUUAGUACGCUGUCAAAGAACGCCAAUUUCAAAUAGAUUGGAAUCUUCAGUUCCCAUCACUGUUACUUCUGUGGAUGUUCCAGUGACAGUUUCAAAAGUUAAUAAAUCUGCAAUAGAGGUUGUUGCUGCUUCAGAUACAGUACAUGUUUAUUGUACGGAAGAUACACCUGCCGAUAUUUCUCCAGUAGGAUCGCAAUCAAAUCUUUCAGCGUUGUCUAUGCCAAGUUAUGAUCAUCAUUCACAUUUUCCUCCAUAUUCUUCAUUUCCUUUAAAUGAUAUUUACUUUUGGGCAUCUCAAAGCUAAUGUAAAAUUUUAAUAGAGUCCAUAAUAAUUUAAGAAAACCUUUUUUGCUAAAAGAAUUUAUCGAAUUCUUUCUAAAAAACAUCACAUUUGAAUUUGUGAUGUUUCAAAAAAAUUUAUCAUUAUCAUUAACUAUUCCAUUUAAAUUUGAAUUAUUGAAAAUAUUUUCAUUUAUAUUAUUACGUUCGUGUUGAUGAAAAUUUUCUUAUGUAUGAUAUUGAUAAAAGAUUUGUUUUUUAACAUUAUACAUAUAUCAAAGAAUUAUAACUUUUCUAAAAAAAAAUUUUCUUUUACAUAAAUGAAAUGUUUAAAAGAAAGAUAUUUCUUAUUUCUUUUUAGUUUCGUUUAUUUAUAUACAUCGAUUGUUGUUAAAAAACGUAUUUAAAUGGUUAUCUACGAUUUUUCAGAAGUAGAUUGUUGUAUUUCUAAAAAUAAGAGAUUUAUUCUAAUCUCUUCGGUAAAGAAUUAAUUGAUUUUUUAGUUUGUAUAAUUUAAUUUGAUAUAUUUUUAUAAUUUACUUCUCAUAAUGUAUUUAGUACUACUUUUGCCGCAGUAUGUGAUAUCUUCUUUUUAUGAAAUAAAAAAGAGACAUAUGUAUUUCAUACAUAAAAGUAAAUAACAAUUGUAGUUCUGAAUGAUAUUUGUGGCUGAUUAAAAUAACUUUUUAAAAUAAGAUUUAAAAUAACUGAUUAAACUUAAUUAGUUUUUAUAGGGCAGAUGCAAAAUAUGAAAUUAUAGCUUUGACAAUUCAUGCAUUCAUAAAAUACAAAUUGUCAUGUAUAUAUAUAAAUAUUCGGCAUUAUUAAAUGUUGCGUUCGGUAAUUAGUAUAAUAAUUUUAUGACAUUCAAAUAACAAUUAAUAAGAAUAACAAUAACAAUUAAUAAUAAUUAAAUGAAUUCAUUACAUCUCAAUGACUUUGAAAAAAAUAAAAAUAAAACCAUUAGUGAUUACUUCAAUUUAAAAUGCAUUAAAUAUUACAAUAAUGAUCUGUUAAAUUUUAAGUUUUAGUAGACAGUAUUAAAAUUUCCAGGGUAGUGUUUUUUAUUUUUAAAAUUGAUUGAAUUUACUUCAAAAAGAGUGAGAAAAUAUAUAAUAACAGAGUAACAGAAUAGAUAUAAUACUUUGAAGAUUGUUGUAUUUCUAAAAAUAAGAAAAUCUUUGACCGUUUUUUGAAAAACGGCAGGCAAAACUUAAUAUUUCGAAGAAAUGCCGCAAUAGAAAAAAAUAAUCAUGCAAAAAAAAAAUUUAUUUUUUGUAAUUUUCAUCUUAUUAUUAUGAAAAAUAACAAUAGAUUGUUCAUUAGUAAAGUUAUUUUUUCUAAUUAUAUGUAUUCUCUUUCUUUACUAUUAUCAAUCAUUGAAUCAUUUAAAAUUUAAUCGAGUAUUAUUGAAUUUUCUGUUUGCCAUAAGAUGAUUACUAUAAUUAACAAAUAUAUUUUGAUCAACAUCUCUAAUUAAUAGUUGACAAUAUUUAUAACAAAUGUAUGAAUAGUCGAACUUGAAAUUUCAUAUUUCGAAUUUAUCUAUUUUCUUGGCAAUCAAGGUAUUAGAUACUCGAUAGAGUAUCAAUGUUUUUCGAAAUAAUAUUUCGAAUAAGUUUUAUUGUAUGGCCUAGCUUAGGUGCUUUUUUUAAUUGCUGGUAUGAAAUUAACGGUUAAAAGGUAUAUUUAUGGGUUAACUGAUUCGGUAAAAUAAAUAUGUAUAUUUCAUAUUUGCGAUUAAAAGUAUUAAUUGUUAUAUUGUCAUAGCAUCAACGUUUAAUAAAGUUUGUAACUUUGUUGUAAAAA
Apis cerana (Asiatic honeybee) is the source of this 3901-nucleotide messenger RNA. RefSeq names its product adenomatous polyposis coli protein. Gene Ontology annotation, biological process: cell migration; cell fate specification; Wnt signaling pathway. The record is from RefSeq and is a predicted model, not a curated record. NCBI's taxonomy places the organism in Eukaryota, Metazoa, Arthropoda, Insecta, Hymenoptera, Apidae. Gene Ontology annotation, molecular function: microtubule binding; beta-catenin binding; gamma-catenin binding. Gene Ontology annotation, cellular component: cytoplasmic microtubule; beta-catenin destruction complex; catenin complex.